Molecule: messenger RNA, 1460 nt
Organism: Lycium ferocissimum
Lineage: Eukaryota; Viridiplantae; Streptophyta; Magnoliopsida; Solanales; Solanaceae
Product: fatty acid desaturase 4, chloroplastic-like
Exons: 1
Coding region: 279-1298 (339 amino acids)
Source: RefSeq, a predicted model, not a curated record
AAAAUCACUCUCAGCACUACCGGCCUUAUCUAGCCCCACGCAUCUCUUAUUUAGACCAUAUACUAAAGUUGCUCAUCCAGUUGCUUCCAUAAGGACUUUCUUCUUGCUCCACUCUUUGAAAAUAAAGCUAUAGCUUUGAAUAUAGUAACCACAAAACUUCCAGCUCCCAACAGAACCACAAAUUAAUAGGAAUAUAAUAUACCCAAUGAACCUCUAUUACUAUAUGCUCUUUCGCUUGGCAUUUUGAUUGUACAUCCAACCUUAAAACUUCCUUCAAUAUGUCUUCCAUUCUAGCUCAAAACCAUGCCAUUAGAUCCUCACAACAAGUCCUUUCGGGGACAUCAGAUAAAAUUGGAACGAUACAGAGAAGAUCAUCACAUCGAGUCAAGAACACCUCCCACCAUUUUCUCCUACCUGCACGAGUCUAUUGUAUCUCUUCCUCCUCCUCUUCGUCCAACUCUGCCACAAUCACCACCAAACCACCGCCCGUCACAGAACCAUUAACUUAUGACCCUCUCACUCCCAUCACAAAAACGGAGACUAGUACUACUACAACCACUAGUAGUACAAGAAGUGUACUCAACGACCCGAGUUUAAAGUCCACAUGGGCUCAUCGAGCAUGGAUGACCAGCGGGUGCACCACCGUGCUAAUUUCAUUAGCACGGUCUGCAACAGGGGCCAUCGACUCACAUUCAUGGGCCGGGCCCCUAAUAGCUGGGUGCAUUGGCUACGUCCUAUCGGACCUAGCUUCCGGAAUCUACCAUUGGGGAAUUGACAAUUACGGCAGUGCCAAAACACCUGUAUUCGGAAGCCAAAUCGACGCUUUCCAAGGUCACCAUAAAUGGCCAUGGACCAUAACAAGACGCGAAUUCGCUAACAAUUUACAUGCCUUGGCACGCGCGGUGACUUUCACUGUCCUCCCAAUCGACUUACUCUGCAAUGACGCGACUACUCUAGCCUUUGCAGGAGUUUUUUCAGGUUGCAUUAUGUUCAGCCAGCAGUUUCAUUCUUGGGCUCAUGGUACAAAAAGUAAGUUACCUUCAACCGUGUUAGCAUUACAAGAUGCUGGAAUACUUGUGUCAAGAUCACAACACGGCGCGCAUCAUCGCCCGCCUUAUAACAACAAUUACUGCAUUGUGAGUGGAUUAUGGAAUGAAUAUUUGGACAGAACUAAGGUAUUUGAGUUGCUGGAAAUGAUUUUCUUCUUUAAAUUUGGAGUUCGACCAAGGUCAUGGAGUGAACCAAAUUCAGAAUGGACUGAAGAAACUGAGACAAAAUCAAUUCCUGUUUCCCAUUGAGUUCAAUUAGUCUCUAUUGUUGUUUGCUUUUUUUUUUUUUUUUUUUCCCCUUCUCAUCUACAGUCUGUGAAUAAGAGUGGUACAGGAUUAUAUUGUUGUUUUUAAACUGGCUGAGAUGAGCUAAUAUAUAGUAUCAGUUAAUGUUACAAUUUCAAUUUAAAA